This is a messenger RNA of Tripterygium wilfordii, 2156 nucleotides long. Its product is annotated as F-box protein CPR1-like. The coding region runs from base 139 to 1326 and encodes 395 amino acids. Gene Ontology annotation, molecular function: protein binding. NCBI's taxonomy places the organism in Eukaryota, Viridiplantae, Streptophyta, Magnoliopsida, Celastrales, Celastraceae. The record is from RefSeq and is a predicted model, not a curated record. The transcript is spliced from 4 exons.
CUGCUUUUAUUCUAAGCGGAUGACGAGGUUACCCCUAGACCUAACGGACAUCCCAAAGAACGGAAAGAGCCCAGACCUUUCAGGAUCCUUCCUCCAUCCAGCGCUGGCGACACGCUCUACUGCUUGAAUUCUAAGCGGAUGACGAGGCUACCGCUAGACCUAGUAACGGAUAUUCUGCUUCGGCAACCGGUGAAAUCUCUGUUGCGUUUCAAAUGUGUGUGCAAGAUAUGGUGUUCUACGAUUGACGGCCCUGAUUUUGUCAAGCUCCAUCUGGAGGGCUCCCUGAAAAAUGGUUCCAACCUCUCCCUCAUGUUCAAAAGCUUGCAUCUCUACAGCAUCGGUUUUGAAUCUCUCAACACCGGGGUGGAACUCGAUCACCACCCUCUUUGGGAUGGAUUUGGAUGCGAGACGGAGGUGGUGGGUUCCUGUAAUGGUCUGGUUUUGUUGGAAAAUUCCCCCGGAAAGCUUGCUUUGUAUAACUACUCCACCAGGAAGUACCACCAGUUGCCGGUCGAGCCAAUCCGGAUGUUCGAAAGGGAAUCCGAUGAUCCUCCCUACAUAUGUUAUGGGUUUGGUUAUGAUUCCGUCAAUGAUGAUUAUAAAGUUGUGAGGAUGGUUUUGGGUUCAUUCUGGGAUUCUGGAGAAGGAUUGUCUUCUCCUGAUGCUGAGGUUGGGGUUUAUAGUUUGAAGUCCGAUUCAUGGAGAAGGGUUUUUUCUUUGCUCUCUUUAUACAGGCCGUUUUAUCAUAAAUAUUUCCAUAGAUGGUGUGGUGUGCUCGCAGGUGGUGCUCUGCAUUGGGUUUCACCGCGUGACCCUGUUAAUGAUCGGCCUAAUUUCAUUAUUGGUUUUGAUCUUAGGAGUGAAGAAUUUUAUAGGGUUUCUCAGCCUGAUUAUGAGACGUACAAUUUUGACCUGGAUUUGAGUGUGUUGGGAGGUUGCUUAUCUGCUCUUUGCAAUUACAAUUCACAAUGUGUUGAUGUGUGGGUGAUGAAGGAAUAUGGAGUGAAGGAGUCAUGGACCAAGUUGUUUAAGGUAGAACAACCUCGACUACAAUUUUUAAAGGCUUUGGCUUAUUCGGAGAAAGGUGACCAAGUUCUCUUCCUAAAGAAUGAAGAGAAGCUUGUAUGGUAUGAUCUCCAGGAAAAACGAACCAGGAGGGUGAGAACUGCUUGUGUACUGGGAUCGUUUAGUGCACAGUUGUGUCUUGGAAGCCUUGUUCCGCUGAGUAGAAGUAAAGGGGCGGAGAAGCUGCUGGACAAGAAGGAAAAGAGGAAUAAGAAUAAUAGAGAUGAUUUCCUGUCAGAAGGGUUCAAAUUGGUGCUGUGAUCAAGUAGAAGAGCGAAGUCAACAGAGGUGAACUAGAGAUCAAAUUGGUGCUAUGAUCAAGUAGCCGAGCAAAGUCAACAGAGAUUGUGAUUACUAUGGCCUGGCUAAGGAAACAAUUAGUCUAAAAUGGUUGUGCAUUUGCUAAAAUUGGUGGUUAACUUCCUGCUGCUUUUUGCUGGUUGAAGAGGUACUCGGGAGCUAUUCUGUUGUGUCCAUUGCUAAAAUGUCCUAGCUGUUCUGUUGGUCUGGUAUUACUUGGAUGUAUAAGUUAGUAUGUCUUCAUCCUUGUACUUCAUCUAAUCAUGAAUGAUGAAUUUCGACACAUUUUAACCACAGGAGAGGUAGAGAGAGGAGAGAGAGAAACUUGGAGGAGCUGGAGUUUGUUUGCAUGACAAUUGUAAAAGGAAAACCACAUUUGUAUCUUUGCGCUCGUGGUGGGAAAGUUGGCUGUGGUCCUCGUGGAAUCACGUUGUGGAACAUUGGUUCUCCAUGGAGUUAGCUACCCUCUUCAAAAGGUUCACAUGUAAGCACAUGAAAAAAAAAAACAGAAAAAAGAAAAAAGAAGGUAAAAAGAAAGCAUCAGAUUCAUUCUCUAGUGGAAUUUCGGUUAGGUCUUGUUUGAAAUAGGAAAACUAUUGGUAUCUUUUGCUUUACUUCUGAACGCAUACAUACUCGAAGUUAAGGUCAAAAAAAACAGAAGGAAAGGUUUGUUGAGGAAUGAACAUCUUCAAAGUUCUUACAUGUUAAUUUUUGAAUUUCUUGUCAAGUACACUUUCUUGUGAACAGUUUUGCAUGUGAGUCACCUUCAGAGUGGCUUGCUGGAUUUACUU